GUAAUCCGUUUGCAUUUAAUUAUAAUUUUAGGUUUUGUCUGAGACAUUUAAUUGUAUUUUCCCUGUUUUCAAUAGAAAAAGAGGCAUUCCCUGGGAGAACCUGAUAGCCUCAAACUCAGAUAAUGCAAGUGUCAUGAAAGGCAGACACAACUCUGUCAUCAGCAGACUGAAGACCAGCCAGCCCCACGUCCAGGACCUUGGUUGUAUCUMCCACCUGGUACAGCUAGCCACUGGUUGUGGCAUCAGAGCAGCCCAGGUACCAGUGGAUGACAUCCUGGUGGGGAUAUACACCCACUUUGAUAAAAGUGCCAAAAGAUGUGAAAUCUACAAAGAGUUUGUAGAUUUCACUGAUUCAGAUCACCUGAAGCUUCGCAGGUACUGCAGCACCAGAUGGCUGAGUCUUUUAAACUGCAUACAAAGAGUGUUGAACCAGUGGGAUGCACUGCAGGCCUACUUCAACAGUCAUGAGGAUGUAGAGAGGAGUGCCAAAGUGCGUGAUCUGGCAAGCCAUCUGUGUGAUCCAGUUGUGAAGACCUACUUCAUGUUCCUGAGUGCUGCCCUUAAGCCUUUAUCUGAAUUUAAUAUUGCUUUCCAGUCAGAGGGCGUACAAAUUCACAGACUUGAAGAGGAGAUGUGCAGGCUGAUCAGGAGGAUCCUGGGGUACCUCGUACCAGCCAGGGCUAUCGUGGGUGUACCUCUCAGGGAGGUGGAGUAUAGUCAAGGACAUCAGUUGCCUGAUGAAGAACUCUUUAUUGGAGCAGACACAAAGGCAUUCAUGAAAAGCUCAGAGCUCCCUGUGUCAGCUGAGAAAAACAUCUUUCAAUCUGUGAGAAGAUUCUAUGAAGCAAUGGUUCAGAAGAUGUUCUCCUCCUUUCCUCUCGACCAUCCACUCCUGAGGGACAUGAAAGUGCUGGACCCUGCUGCUCGCCUCAACAUUACUCCAGGGACAG
Messenger RNA from Austrofundulus limnaeus, 950 nucleotides. RefSeq lists its product as uncharacterized. Lineage: Eukaryota; Metazoa; Chordata; Actinopteri; Cyprinodontiformes; Rivulidae. The record is from RefSeq and is a predicted model, not a curated record.